This is a messenger RNA of Branchiostoma belcheri (Belcher's lancelet), 876 nucleotides long. Its product is annotated as adipocyte enhancer-binding protein 1-like. The record is from RefSeq and is a predicted model, not a curated record. The transcript is spliced from 4 exons. The coding region runs from base 1 to 876 and encodes 291 amino acids. NCBI's taxonomy places the organism in Eukaryota, Metazoa, Chordata, Leptocardii, Amphioxiformes, Branchiostomatidae.
AUGGAAAAUGCCGCCGCCACGAUUACAGCAUAUUCCGUCCACCCAAGCUGCUCAACGGAGAAGGCAAUCUUAAACUCGGAAUCAGAGUCUUCGGGCGACCCAUACGCAGCAGCAUGGUGCGCCGAUAGUGUGAACCCAUCUGGGCAGUGGCUUCAGGUAGAUCUGAAUUCACUGACCAGUGUAGCAGGUGUGAUCACACAGGGAAGAGGAGAGGACCGGUACUCUAUAUCUCAGUGGGUGACCAGCUAUAAACUAGCAUUAAGCUCCGAUGGCGUCGUGUGGGAAACAUACUCAGAGUAUGGACAAGAAAAGGUGUUUGCAGGUAACACAGACAAGAAUACCGAAGUUGAACACCUCCUUGACCCGCCGGUCACGGCAAGGUUUGUCCGGUUUUACCCGCAGACGGUCUAUGGACAUCCCAGCAUGAGAAUGGAGGUGCUUCUGUGUGCUCCAGCAACAACUACAACUGAGACCGCCACUACUACAACGCCUGGUGUUACAACCACCACACCAGCUGAAACAACCACAACGCAUGCCGUUACAACUACCAUGCCUGCAUUUGCAACCACCAUGACUGCUUUUGCAACCACCACACCUGCUAUUACAACCACCAUGUCUGUAAACACAACCACCAUUACAACUAGUGGUGAUGCUUACAUAGAGACCACUGCGAUGUCAGGUGAAGCGACGCUAACCACCAGCCCGCCGGGGGAGGGAGGAUCCGCCGCCGCUAACAAGGGCGAGGCACGGGGCGGGGCGGUAGCAGGCGGCGUGGUGGGAGCGAUCAUGGCUGUAGCGGGAGCAGGACUAGCCGUAGGCGGGUUCCUGAUGUACAAGAAGAAAAAGAACAAUGUCACCGUGGAGCCUGCACCAUAA